This is a messenger RNA of Chrysochloris asiatica (Cape golden mole), 721 nucleotides long. Its product is annotated as anomalous homeobox protein-like. Gene Ontology annotation, molecular function: DNA-binding transcription factor activity, RNA polymerase II-specific; RNA polymerase II cis-regulatory region sequence-specific DNA binding. The transcript is spliced from 4 exons. The record is from RefSeq and is a predicted model, not a curated record. Gene Ontology annotation, cellular component: nucleus; transcription regulator complex. Lineage: Eukaryota; Metazoa; Chordata; Mammalia; Afrosoricida; Chrysochloridae. The annotation marks the transcript as partial. Gene Ontology annotation, biological process: regulation of transcription by RNA polymerase II.
AUGCAGAGGUUUCUGACGCUGCUGAAGGAGAGCAAGAGCACCUGUAUACCUCCAGCAGAGCUGGUGAGCCUGGCGGGAAGGCUGAGCCAGGACCUCCAUGAUGACCUGGCCAAGGCAGAGCCCUUAGUGGAGGCUGUGCUGGGAAGCCCACGUCGUCUGUUCCUGCUUGACAGCGAGGAUGUGGUCCUGGUGUGCGUGCAUGUCCUGGCCCAGAAGGAGCAGUACCAGGUGGCCUGUCGUCUCCUGGAGGAUUGUAGAGUGCCAGGUGGCAGCUUGGAACUGGUGGAAGCCUGGAAUGACAUCCACUACCGGAUGACCAUGAGGAGGCUGGGCGUGGCUGCACUGAGCCCCUUACAGUCCUUCCUUUGCAGGAAGAGGAACCCUCCACCCCUCCACCUUUGUCCGGAGGCACUGGGGAUCCGAAGCUUUCCCAGGGCUGUUCAGCAGAAGCUGCAGAACUUUGCAUCAGGCGUCAGCACCUAUCCCAACAAGGCCCAGCGGGAGAUGUUGGCAUCAGAGACAAACCUGUCAGAGGAGCAGGUCUACAACUGGUUUUCAAAUUACCGCCGGAAACGAAGAAAAGCUCUUCUCCAGCACCAGAAGCUAGCCACAGGGAACACAACUGAAAAUCCUGAGGUCUCUGAGAGGGAACCAGACCCCCCACAUCCCUCAGAGGACAUUCAUGCUGACCCUCAGUGUGUGGACAGGCCUCAGUGUUUAG